This is a messenger RNA of Condylura cristata (star-nosed mole), 4287 nucleotides long. It is a transcript of the gene PPP1R13L, whose product is annotated as protein phosphatase 1, regulatory subunit 13 like. The record is from RefSeq and is a predicted model, not a curated record. The transcript has 13 exons. Gene Ontology annotation, molecular function: transcription factor binding. The coding region runs from base 93 to 2588 and encodes 831 amino acids. Lineage: Eukaryota; Metazoa; Chordata; Mammalia; Eulipotyphla; Talpidae. Gene Ontology annotation, biological process: regulation of transcription by RNA polymerase II; positive regulation of cell differentiation.
GCCGCACUGAGAGGCCCGAACUCUUAAAGGGACAGGAAGACCGAGCGGCCUGAAGUUCUUAAAGAGACAGGCACCCUGCUCCGGCAGGCACCAUGGACAGCGAGGCUUUCCAGAGUGCCCGGGACCUCCUGGACCUGAACUUCCAGUCUCUGGCCAUGAAGCACAUGGACAUCAAGCAAAUGGAGCUGGACACAGCGGCAGCCAAGGUGGAUGAACUGACCAAGCAGCUGGAGUCGCUGUGGUCAGACUCACCAGCGCCUCCUGGUUCACAGCUGGGAGCCACUGCUAGGUUAACCCGGUACAGCUCCAGCCCGGUGCCGGAACUUUUCGUCAGCCGCGGGUCCCCCCGGAAGGCGGCCACCGAGGGCGCAGACACUCCAUUUGGACGCUCGGAGAGCGCCCCGGCUCUGCACCCCUACAGCCCGCUGUCUCCUAAGGGUCGACCGUCGUCACCACGCACCCCACUCUACCUGCAGCCCGACGCCUACGGCAGCCUGGACCGUGCGCCCUCGCCCCGGCCCCGCGCCUACGACGGCGCAGGCAGCGCCCUGGGCCGGGCGCCCUCCCCGCGGCCCGGAGCCGGCCCGCUCCGCCAGCAGGGGCCCCCCACGCCCUUUGACUUCCUGGCGCGCGCGGGCUCCCCCCGCGGCAGCCCUCUGGCGGAGGGGCCCCAGGCUUUCUUCCCGGAGCGCGGGCCGUCCCCGCGCCCGCCUGCAGCAGCCUACGACGCGCCGGCGGCCUUCGGGGGCCCCCUGCUGGGCGCGGGCGGCAGUGCCUUCGCUCCGCCUUUGCGCGCUCAAGAUGACCUCACCCUGCGCCGGCGGACCCCCAAAGCCUGGAAUGAGUCUGAUCUGGACGUCGCCUACGAGAAGAAGUCGUCGCAGACUGCGAGCUAUGAACGCCUGGAUACCUUCACAAGGCCCGUCUCUCCGGGCUUGCAGCUGUUGCCCUGGAGAGAGAGCAGUCUGGACGGCAUGGGGGCCGGCGGCAAGGACAACCUCACCAGCGCCACUCUGCCCCGAAAUUACAAGGUCUCCCCUCUGGCCAAUGACAGGCGUUCAGAUGUGGGCAGCUACCGCCGGUCUCUGGGCGCCACGGGGCCAUCCGGCACUUUGCCCCGCAGCUGGCAGCCUGUCAGCCGCAUCCCCAUGCCCCCUUCCAGCCCCCAGCCCCGAGGUGCCCCCCGCCAGCGUCCCAUCCCCCUCAGCAUGAUAUUCAAGCUGCAGAAUGCCUUCUGGGAGCACAGUGGCAGCAGGGCUAUGUUCCCUGGCUCCCUCGGCUUCCCCCGGGCUCCCCCACCCAAGCUGCCUCCCCAGCCACAAGCACCCCCCCAGCCCCAGCCGCCCCCACAGCCCCAGCCGCCCCCACAGCCCCAGCAGCAACCACAACCCCAGCCUCAAGCCCAGCCUCCACCCCCGGCCCUGACCCCCCAAACUCCCCAACUGACAUGGCCCCCUGGGAGCGAAGGCACCCCCAAACCCAUUGCUGAACUAGAGCAAGAGCCAGAGCUGGAGAGUCUACUGACACCGGUACUGGAGGCUGGGGAUGCCGAGGAAGGUGCUGUGACUCGGCCUCUCAGCCCCACUCGGCUGCAGCCAGCGCUGCCUCCCGAGGCCCAGUCGGUGCCCGAGCUGGAGGAGGUGGCCCGGGUGCUGGCGGAGAUCCCACGGCCCCUCAAACGCAGGGGCUCCAUGGAGCAGAGCCCGGCGGUAGCCCUGCCCCCCACCCACAAGAAGCAGUACCAGCAGAUCAUCAGCCGCCUCUUCCACCGUCAUGGAGGGCCUGGGGGGCCUGAGCCUGAACUGUCGUCCAUCACCGAGGGGUCCGAGGCCAGGGCAGGGCCCCCUGCUCCCGCCCCACCAGCCCCUCUACCGCCCCCAGCCCCACCCCAGAGCAGCCCACCGGAGCAGCCACAGAGCAUGGUAAGUAACACGGAGGAACCGGGGCGUAUUGGUAAGCAGUGGAUGUGCUCUUUGAGGUCACCCCUGGAAAUUGCACCUGUCAUUUUUACUGCUUCCAGCUCACCUGGAACCUAUCCCCGCGUUUUGAUGAACGACCCGAGCCAGCCCAACGAGGAGGGCAUCACCGCCCUGCACAACGCCAUCUGUGGUGCCAACUACCCCAUCGUGGACUUCCUCAUCGCGGCAGGCGCCAACGUCAACUCCCCCGACAGCCAUGGCUGGACCCCGCUGCACUGUGCAGCGUCGUGCAACGACACAGCCAUCUGCACCGCCCUGGUGCAGCACGGCGCGGCCAUCUUCGCCACCACCAUCAGUGACGGUGCCACCGCCAUCGAGAAGUGCGACCCCUACCGCGAGGGUUACAAUGACUGCGCCACCUACCUGGCAGACGUGGAGCAGAGCAUGGGCCUGAUGCACGGCGGGGUGGUGUACGCGCUCUGGGACUACAGCGCCGAGUUCGGCGACGAGCUGUCCUUCCGCGAGGGCGAGUCGGUGACCGUGCUGCGGCGGGACGGGCCGGAGGAGACCGACUGGUGGUGGGCCACGCUGCACGGCCAGGAGGGCUACGUGCCCCGAAACUACUUCGGGCUCUUCCCCAGGGUGAAGCCUCAGAGGAGUAAGGUCUAGCUGGAGAGAGGCGCCUCUCCACGGGAGACAGGAGGAGCAGCCCUGCCUGUGCCCAGGUGUUCCAGAGACGGCUGCAUCCCCUGCACCCCAAGCCCUGCAGGGGCGGGGUCCUGGCCACCAGCUCUCUGCUCCCCUGGAAACCAGGGUAGAAAGAGAACCCCCAGCCUUAAGUUUAGAAAUCUGCCUUAGCUGUGGGGAGGUCCUCAGAGUCAGGAGACACCCCCAUUUGCCAAAUAAGAUCCUGUCCAAAGUGCCUCCUACUGGGAACCCUCUCCAGACCCCGCCCCACAACGCAGGUCACCCUCCAUCCCGGCGGAGCAUCAGAUGGGUCACCUCCACUGGAUUUCUCUGGAGGUCUCCUCUGCCCCCAUCUCUUCCAGCAGCCUGGACACGGAGCUGAGGGUUUCCUGAGGGUCCCUGCCCCCCUCUCCAAUUACGCACCUUCACACAGGGCUAAUUUUAUAACAAGAUGAUUUUUCUUUAUAAAUAAAGGUAGUUUGCACAGGAUUUGGCGUCCUUCUCCUUGGAUUCUGUCCCCACUUAAUAAGGUGUCCCUGUGGCUACUGGUUUUGGCAAAACACUAGUAAGGGCCCUGCUAAUCCCAGCUGCUCUUCCACUCUCCCGAUUGGCCUCCUCGGGUGAUGCUGCUUUUUAAGCACCUUGAUCUUUUGUUCACAUUUUGGAGUCUUUGUUUAUUUGUUUAAGUGUCUUAAAAUGCACUCUGAUAAUCUUGUUAUCUGAGGUGGGGCGCAGGGGUGUAGCCCCCAGGUGGGGGACAGGGAGGCUUGAGCUUGCUCCCUCAGGACUUUCUGGAAGCCCGGCAGCCUCUCAGGACCCUGAGGUGUGACUUUCCUUCGCUUCCGCCCAGCCUCUUUGUCGUCAGCCCCGGCAGAUCUUGACAAAGCACCCUUCUGCCUCUGUCCUUUGACAAAUCAUAAAGAACAGCAGCAUCUUGGCCGAGGUGCCCAGUACAGUAGCCACCCACAUCUCGUGACUAUCGACUUUUACAUUUAAAUAAAAAUCAAGAGUUCAUUUCUUCAGUCACAAUGGCUCCGUUUCAAGAGUGGUGGAGUCAGAGGCUGGUCUGUCACCCCGAAAGUCCUGUGGGCCGGAGCUGACACCCAUCAGCAUCUUCCAGAAGCUCCACCAUGCCUCUGCCCAGCCUUCUGCCUCCGUAAAGGGCAACUACAGCUCUGACUGUGACCACUUUUGAUCCGUUUUCAUGAAUAUACUUGAUUUUCUUUUGUUUUCAAUUUUUUAUUGUUGUGUGAUUUAAUGAGUAUACUUUAAAAACCAUAAUGGUAUUUUAUCUUGAUCAUGGGAAAAAAACAAUCUCAGUGCCUCCUCCCUUCCCCCCACCCUGUCUGCUUUCAGAGACCUCCUCUUUUAAUUGCUUCUGGCAUUUUCUUCCAGGUUUUCUUUGUAAAUUUAUUUUUAGUUGUGGUAGUACCAUGUUUCUAAAGAAUAUGUUGACAUUGCUAGUCCUCAACUGGUCUGUUUUAGGCACGCGCUAUGCUUUCCUGGAACAGUGGGUGUGGGGCCCAGUCCCCAACCGGGGAAGUCACAUAAUUUUAUAGUCAUCAAUCAUUUUUACAGUGGAGGAGGCGACAAGUGGCUACGGUCUUGGAUGGUGCAGAUGCGUGACUAUGUGAAUGUUUUUUACAAUGUGAUGUACCGAUAUUGUCUCACAUGCAAACUA